Molecule: messenger RNA, 909 nt
Organism: Triticum aestivum (bread wheat)
Lineage: Eukaryota; Viridiplantae; Streptophyta; Magnoliopsida; Poales; Poaceae
Product: auxin-induced protein 15A
Exons: 1
Coding region: 128-481 (117 amino acids)
Biological process (GO): response to auxin
Source: RefSeq, a predicted model, not a curated record
UCUCGCUCGGCUCUUUGGCUCUAGCUAGCUUUGCUAUCGAGCAGUAACUUCGCGGCAGCAGCAGCGCCGGCAGCCACGGCGAGAGCUCGGCUGCAGUUUGACCGCCGGCGAUGGAGCUGCCAUCAUCAUGCAAGGGGACCAGGCGGAGAAGAGGGGGAAGGUGAAGAAGGGGUGGCUGGCGGUGUGGGUCGGCCAGGACCAGGCGGAGGCGGACGGGUUCCGGCGGUUCGUCAUCCCCAUCGCCUACCUCUACCACCCGCAGUUCCAGCGGCUGCUGGAGGCGGCCCGGGACACGUAUGGCUACAGCUCGGCCGGCCCGCUCUGGCUGCCCUGCUCCGUCGACGACUUCCUCCGCCUGCGCGCGCUCGUCGACCGGGAGACGGCGCACUCGUCCUCGCACCGCGUGCACGUGCACGCCGGCGGACACAUGCAGCACGGCCACUCCUUCGCCCCGUGCACCCGCGCCAAAGUCACCUCCUGAUCUCGAGUUCUCAACCCACAUCGACCAUCGAGCCCGGGCCCGCCGGCUUUCGUCUGUUGAGCAGCGAGACUCCGAGAGCGCGCGAGCGGCGGGAGUUCAUCUUUCUGCCGGAGACGACGCACAUGUAUACGUAUUUCCUCCAUUCCGAAUUACUUGUCGCAGAUAUGGAUGUAUCUAGAUGUAUUUUAGUUCUAAAUACAUCCAUUUCUGUGACGAGUAAUUUGGAACGGAGGGAGUAGUACAUAGAGAGGGAGAGAGAUUCCAGAUACAGAGACGCAUGAGAGGCAGCAGUUGGUGAUUAGUCCGUUACUGGCCGGUGAGAGCUGGCAUAGCACAGGCCAAGAUUGGAAUUGCCAUUUUUGUGUUGAUUUGACAUCAGGUGGUCGUCUGCUGAAACCAAUAUGCUUUUAGAUUUUAUUUUUCUACUA